GAGCCUCAGCUCCACAAGCCAGAGAACUUGGCGAGGUCCCUGGCACUCCCACUUCCUCAAAGCUAUGAGACAGGAGUGUUCUCCUUAUGUGACUAGGCACAAGUUCCAAGUGGGGAGGGGACAGGCUCAGCAUCCGGGGCCAAAACAAGAAUAGAACUGGAAGCUGAGCUUGAAGCAGUUCAGGCUUUGGGCUCCCUGCAUCAACACAGCCAGCAAUGCCUAUGAUUUCCGUGCUGGGCAAAAUGUUUCUGUGGCAGCGCGAAGGGCCUGGAGGACGAUGGACUUGUCAGACAAGUCGCAGAGUGGCUUCGGACCCUGCCUGGGCUGUGGAGUGGAUCGAACUCCCUCGAGGUCUCUCUCUGUCCUCUCUGGGAUCUGCUCGGACUCUCCGAGGCUGGAGCCGGUCCCCUCGUCCUUCUUCCGUGGACAGCCAGGACUUGCCAGAGGUGAAUGUUGGAGACACAGUCGCGAUGCUGCCCAAGUCCCGGAGAGCUCUAACCAUCCAGGAGAUUGCCGCGCUGGCCAGAUCGUCCCUGCAUGGUAUUUCCCAGGUGGUGAAGGACCACGUGACCAAGCCCACAGCCAUGGCCCAGGGCCGUGUGGCUCACCUUAUCGAAUGGAAGGGCUGGAGCAAGCCUAGUGACUCACCGGCUGCUCUGGAAUCAGCCUUUUCCUCCUAUUCAGACCUCAGUGAGGGCGAACAAGAGGCUCGCUUUGCAGCAGGAGUGGCCGAGCAGUUUGCUAUUGCAGAAGCCAAGCUCCGGGCAUGGUCUUCAGUGGACGGCGAUGACUCCACGGACGAUUCUUAUGACGAGGACUUUACUGGGGGAGCUGAUACAGACAUGGCUGGACCUCUGGGGUCCCACCUCCAGGACCUCUUCACAGGUCGUAGAUUCUCCCGGCCUGUGCGCCAGGGCUCUGUGGAACCAGAGAGCGACUGUUCACAGACCGUGUCCCCGGAUACCCUGUGCUCUAGUCUGUGCAGCCUGGAGGAUGGGUUGCUGGGCUCCCCAGCCAGGAUGACCUCCCAGAUGUUGGGUGAAGAGCUGCUCCUUGCUAGACUGCCCCCGAGCCGGGAAAGUGCCUUCCGCAGCCUGGGUCCGCUGGAGGCCCAGGACUCGCUUUACAACUCACCGCUCUCAGAAUCCUGCCUUUCCCCUGCCGAGGAGGAGCCCGAUUCUUGCAAGGACUGCCAGCUGCUCUGCCCACUGCCCACAGGCAGCUGGGAACGACAGCAGCAAGUCUCUGAGGUGGCCUCUUCUGGGGUCGCAUCCUUAGAUGAGGAUGAGGUGGACCAGUGACCCAGACGUGCCCGGCGGCGGCAUGUCUCCCCAGGCCGCUGCCUGGGGCGGAGCCUCUGUGGCCAAACGUGGGCUCUGAAGCUUUAGAGGGCUUCUGGGAGCACUCACUUCUCCGUUGUGUGUUUUGCAUGAAAGUGUUUGGAGAGGAGGCAGGGGCCAGGCUAGGGGCGCAUGUCCUGCUUCCACUCUUGGGGUUUGCCGGGGCUUGCCCGGGGCCUCUGGGGCAUGGCUACAGCUGUGGCAGACAGUGACGUUCAUGUUUCUUGAAUCCAAAAUGCCACAUUUCCUCCUGGGAUGUGAACCUGAGAGGGUUGUGGCUGGGCUGGGAAGGUGGAAAUGGAGGAAGCCCGGCCACACAUCCUCCACCCUCUCCCAUGCCCCUCUCCUCUGCUUUUCUCUUCCAAGUCCAUGUGCAGUGCUUGACUGAACCACCUCCCCCUGUGGGGCUGGCUCCUGCCCUGCGGGAGUCUACAGAUUGAGCCGUCCCCAAAGGGUCCCCUUGCCUACCUGGGCUCUGCUGUGCUUUCCCCUCCAUUGUCUCUAAACCUUUUUUUCCCUAAAGACAGGGGGCUUCUGGUCUGUUCUUUGAGCCGAUCUUCUUUGGGAGGCACUGGGAAUGAUGAAAGAGUGUGCCCUUGCCCCUCCCUCCUUCCCUCCCCUCCACCCCGGCCCUUUCCCAGCAUGGCAAGGUUGUGUGGGUACAUGCAGAGUCUCAGUAGGGCGGAGCUGGAAAAUGGACGGGCUCUGGUUGUUACCGAGCCGGGAGGGCCUUGUCUUUUCAUAGAGGACCACAAGGGGGCCACCUGGGGAGCCCGAUUUGUGCCAAUGAAUGGACAGCACGAGGGAGUAGCUGUCCUUGGGGGAGGAAAGAGGGUAGUGCUUUUCUUGGUAGAUGGAAGGCUGUAGCCACAGUGAUAGGGGGCCCUGUCCCAGGGAGGGUGUUGCAGAUCAGGCAGUGGAGGCCUCUGGCAGCUCUGAUAUUACGGGGACACUGGGCUUGGUAGGUGGCUGCAAGGAAGAAUCUCAGAGGCUUGGGCAAUAGGUAAGAGGAUCCAAGGUGAAGAAAAUAUGAGCCAAUAGCACAAGUGUUCUAUACAUGAGUGGCUAAUUAGGUGUUUAUUCUAUUUAUUGUUUUAUUAAAUUAAUAUAAAAAUCUU
Rattus rattus (black rat) is the source of this 2458-nucleotide messenger RNA. It is a transcript of the gene Fam131a, whose product is annotated as family with sequence similarity 131 member A. The record is from RefSeq and is a predicted model, not a curated record. The coding region runs from base 216 to 1301 and encodes 361 amino acids. The transcript is spliced from 6 exons. Lineage: Eukaryota; Metazoa; Chordata; Mammalia; Rodentia; Muridae.